This is a messenger RNA of Teleopsis dalmanni, 775 nucleotides long. Its product is annotated as thioredoxin-2-like. Gene Ontology annotation, molecular function: protein-disulfide reductase activity. The record is from RefSeq and is a predicted model, not a curated record. Bases 68 to 664 code for a protein of 198 amino acids. NCBI's taxonomy places the organism in Eukaryota, Metazoa, Arthropoda, Insecta, Diptera, Diopsidae. The transcript is spliced from 3 exons.
GCUACUGUACAGUACAAAUGAAAAUGUAUAUAAAAUGUCAAAGUAUACGCAUAAAAUAUAAUUUUAUAUGGCCAAUUCCUAUACACUGAAGUUUCAUAUGAACAUAAUGUCGUCUAAAAAAACAAAAGGUAAGGAUUCGCCCCCAAAAGAAGCAGCUCCAAAGGAAACACCAGCAAAAGAAGCGGGUAAAACAAAGAAAAAUGAACCACCACCAAAACCAGAAACAGCAGCCGCAGCAGCGGCAAAAGCAGACGCCCAAAAGAAGGAAACUGAAGCUGCUUCAACAUCAAAAAAUGCCACCGCUACUACUGAGGAGUCUACCGAAAAAAUUAUGUCCAUCAAUAGCAAAGAAUUAUUUGAUAAAGCACUUGCAAGUGCUGGCAAUAAAAUUGUAAUGGUCGAGUUUUUCGCUGAAUGGUGUGGACCAUGCAAAAAGAUCACACCAAAACUGGAAGAGUUAUCAACUCAAUAUGCCGAAAGAUUGAUCAUGUUAAAGGUAGACGUUGACGAUUGUGAGGACAUCGCUAUACAGUAUAAAGUAACCAGUAUGCCCACUUUUAUAUUCUUAAAAAAUAAUGAAAAAGUUGAGGAAGUCAUUGGCAGCAAUACCGAUAAAAUUGAAAAGGCGUUAGAAAAACUUUUUGCAACAGAAACUAGAACGUAGUAGUCUAGUAAAUUUUAGGAUGGCAUACAUUGUAAAGGACAAAUUUGAUUUGCAGCAAAAGUUGAUAGAAGCGGGAGACAAAUUGGUGGUGCUUGCCUUCUAUGCAAACUG